GAUUAUGUUAUCAAUCUAGAUUGUACUCUAUGAGUAAAACGUUUAAUCACAAAAAAAUUAACGUUGAUGAGAAAGUAUUUAAUAAGGUUAUAAGACAAGAGCAAGAUGAUUAUAUUAAUCAGAUGACUUGUCUUCCUAAUACUGCAAAGAAUGAGGCCCUUUUAGAAAAUGUUUUG
Messenger RNA from Racocetra fulgida, 176 nucleotides. Lineage: Eukaryota; Fungi; Glomeromycota; Glomeromycetes; Diversisporales; Gigasporaceae. The record is from the annotation of a GenBank genome assembly.